AUGACAAUAUUGUUAAUAGUUUUGGCCGGACUCGCAGACUUUUACCCCUGAGCGAUGGAAAACAGGAUCCGACCCCUUGGUCUGACCGAUCACACCUCCAGCUCGCUCGGUAGCUUGCAGGUGCCGCCUUCGCUUUUGCGCCCUCCGCCUCUCUUUCUCCGGGCUUGCAACCCCGCGCUGGAGAGGGGAUAUCCCCGGACCCCAAAGUGUGCCAGAUGCAGGAACCACGGCGUGGUCUCUGCGCUGAAAGGCCACAAGCGCUUUUGUCGCUGGAGAGAUUGCGUGUGCGCAAAGUGCACACUGAUAGCGGAGAGGCAGCGGGUGAUGGCCGCACAGGUGGCACUGAGGAGGCAGCAGGCUCAGGAAGAGAGCGAGGCCCGGGAUCUUCGGCUCCUAUACCCCUGCGCCGGGAUCGGAGGGGAAGCAGGGAUUCCUCAGGGAUCACCCAUAAGCGCCGCGGUGCCCGCAAAUACCAGCAACACUUUAGCAGCUCCCUGUUUUGAUGUUUUUGGAACAGAGAAGCAGAAAGAUGAUGACAAAUUAAGCAAGUACAACUUUUACAACGGAUUCAUGGGUCGACCCCUGUUUGCACCCCAGUCCCCUCGGCUGCCCUCUCCAAGCGACAAGAAAGAGUUGUCUCCCAGCAAGGACAACGGUGAAAGUCAAUCCCCGGCGACAGAUCACCGCUCAGACCACACGGAGAGCCCGCAGAGGUCGCUUCCCUCCUCGGAUCCAGAGUCGGGGAGCGAGUCGGAGAAGCCCAAGGAGUAUCCGAGCCCGGACCGUGACCCUACCGACAUCAUGGCUAAGAUCUUCCCCCAUCAGAAACGGGACACCUUGGAGACUAUGGUGAGAACGUGCAAAGGUGACAUUGUCAAAUCCAUUGAGCUGGUGCUGAACUCCAAAGAAAACAAAAUUGACCAUAACAGUGCACACAGGCCUUCCGCGGGACUGCUCGGAGGUCUCGGUGCUUUGGGGAGCAAGUCUGCCUUCUCCCCGCUGCACAUACCCCCGACCCCGGGGGGAGACACCCUGUACGGCCUCAGCCCUCGCCUGGGCGUGAGCCCCCUGCGGCUGGGCUAUCCCUCUACUAACGGCGGCAUGGCAGGCUUUAUGUCUCCAUACAUGACAUCAGGACUGAUGCCCGUGUUUCCGCUGCGUCCACCCUUGGACUCAUAUUCCCUCCCCGGCAUGAUCCGAGACUUGUCCUACAUUCAAAGCAAGGAGUCCCUGUGCAGUGCAAGCCUUUAUACACGACUUAACAGCGAAAAAUGACCAAAUAAAAAUGGACUUGUGAAAAAAAAAAGUUAACUGUAGCUUUUAAAUAACCGCUUUUCAAGUGCCUCGAA
Molecule: messenger RNA, 1349 nt
Organism: Archocentrus centrarchus (flier cichlid)
Lineage: Eukaryota; Metazoa; Chordata; Actinopteri; Cichliformes; Cichlidae
Product: doublesex- and mab-3-related transcription factor A1
Exons: 2
Coding region: 55-1275 (406 amino acids)
Biological process (GO): regulation of transcription by RNA polymerase II; sex differentiation
Cellular component (GO): nucleus
Molecular function (GO): RNA polymerase II cis-regulatory region sequence-specific DNA binding; protein binding; DNA-binding transcription factor activity, RNA polymerase II-specific
Source: RefSeq, a predicted model, not a curated record